AUGGAUCUACCUAGAAAUCUCCUCUGCAUUCUCUUCUUCAUCCUCGUUUGUACAUCCCACGCAGCCUACAGCGAACAAGCUUCUUCCGCUCUUCUCCAUUGGAAGUCCACUUUGGAUAGUAGCAGCACCAGCAACUUGUCUUCUUGGUCACCAGCCAACUCUACCUGCGUAUGGUCCGGCAUCCUGUGCAGCAAUGCUAGUGCUACCAGCCACAUCAUUGGACUCCGUCUUUCUGAAGCCGGGAUCAAGGGCCGGCUUGAAACCUUAAACUUCGCUGCGCUUCCACAACUUGCCGAGCUAAACCUCAGCAGGAAUGGCCUCCACGGAGCAAUCCCUGCUAGCAUCUAUUUGCUGCAAGCGCUGGUGUAUCUUGACCUCAGUUUCAACAGCUUUGAAACGUUCAUACCACCAGAGUUCGGAAGCCUCUCUAACCUCGUCGACCUCCAGCUCAACAACAACAACCUCACAGGUGCCGUACCCUACCAACUCAGCAAACUCCCCAAGAUUGCCCGCCUUGAGAUAUCUCACAACAACUUAGACAAACCAGAUUUCUCACCAAUGCCCACCCUGCAGAUAUUUUCCAUGUACAGCAUGGGCGUCAAUGGCAGCUUUCCCCAGUUCAUCCUGGAGUGCCCCAACCUGACAUUUCUUGACGUGUCAUGGAACAAACUCUCUGGGCCGAUCCUGGAGUUGAUUCCAAAGAUAGCUCCAAAUCUAACAUACCUCAAAGUGAGAUCGAACUGGUUCUCUGGGCCGAUACCGCCAACAAUCGCAACACUGCGGCAGCUGCAAUACCUGGAACUCUCAAACAACAACUUCACCGGUGUUAUCCCCGGAGAGCUUGGCACACUUGGAGAAUUGCUAGUACUUGAUCUGAAAAACAACCCACUCCAUGGGCCAAUCCCUGUUGAGAUCUGCAAACUUUCAAACUUGUACUGGCUCAAUGCUGCAGGGAACAACCUUAAUGGAACGAUACCACCAUGUAUCGGCGGCAUGGCGGCAUUGGCACGCCUCGAACUCUGGAACAACCAACUGGAGGGUGAGUUGCCAAAAACCAUCUCUCUGCUGCAUCGUCUUAUGUAUCUCUUAGUGGGCUUCAAUAGACUGACUGGCCCUGUACCGAAGGAUCUUGGCCAGGGGCAGCCACUUAUCAUUGUAGACCUGUCCAACAAUGGUUUCUCUGGAGAGUUACCUCCCAGGCUAUGCAGCAAACAUCAGUUACAAAAACUGGUGGUGAACAAUAACAGCUUCUCAGGCUUGCUUCCAGCAUGCCAAAAUUUGACCUAUGCUUGGAUAGGUCAAAACAAUUUCUCAGGUGACAUCUCACAUGUGAUUGGGAAGUACCCCAUCCUGCGUGGACUCGAUGCAUCAAGGAAUCAAUUUACAGGAAUGAUCCCUCCAGAGUUCUGUCAGUUACUUUUUCUGGAGUUCCUGGACCUUUCAAGCAACCAGCUGCACGGGGAGCUCCCCAGUUGCUUGACGAAACUCCAGGUACUGUACUUUGUGGAUUUGUCCAGAAAUGCCUUCUCUGGCGAAUUCCCAGCCUUAACAAGCCCUAACUGUUCACUGACAUCACUGCACUUGGCAAACAACAACUUCACCGGAGGCUUUCCUUCCUCCUUAAGCUACUGCAGUAACUUAACAAUUCUAGAUCUUGGCAACAACAGGCUCCAUGGGGAAGUCCCUUCAUGGGUAUCACAGAAAAUGCCUUCCCUUAAGAUUCUCCAGCUCCGCUCAAACAUGUUGCAGGGAUGCAUACCCUGGCAGUUAUCGCAUCACUCUCAGCUGCAGCUACUUGAUUUAGCCAACAACCAGUUGAGUGGCUCUAUACCAAGACAGUUUGGUAACUUCGCAUCGAUGAUACAGCAGAACGACGGAUUCUACUUGGGAUCAACACAUAUUUUGCUUACAUACUCAAAUCGAGCUCUGACCCCAUAUUCUGACAGAAUUAAUCUUAUUUGGAAGGGGAAGUAUUAUACAUUCGAGAAAGCAAUUGCUCAUAUGACAGGUAUUGAUUUAUCGAGCAAUCUUCUGUCUGGUGAGAUACCUACAGAGUUGGCAAACCUGAAGGGGCUCCAGUUGCUAAAUUUGUCAAGAAACAAUCUUUGUGGUGGCAUCGCAAAUGAUAUUGGCAAUCUGAAGGCCCUAGAGUCCCUGGACUUAUCCUGCAAUGAACUUUCAGGCCAUAUACCAGAUAGCUUCUCCGGCUUGACGUUUCUCAGCUCUCUCAAUCUCUCCAACAACCAUCUGUCAGGUCUGAUACCCACAGGUGGCCAGCUUGCUACACUAAAUGAUCCAUCAAUUUACAGCAAUAAUUCUGGGCUUUGUGGUCUCCCUUUGAACAUGGAACUUUAG
Molecule: messenger RNA, 2355 nt
Organism: Panicum virgatum (switchgrass)
Lineage: Eukaryota; Viridiplantae; Streptophyta; Magnoliopsida; Poales; Poaceae
Product: MDIS1-interacting receptor like kinase 2-like
Exons: 2
Coding region: 1-2355 (784 amino acids)
Cellular component (GO): plasma membrane
Molecular function (GO): protein binding
Source: RefSeq, a predicted model, not a curated record